AUGUCCUUCGAUACAAUUGCCAAUUCGCGUUUUUUAAUACGCGCACUCACCUUUUUGGGACUUUGGCCUGUGGUCAUUGGCAAUGGCGGGGGCUCGUGGUUCAAACGAUAUUACCGCUGCUAUCAACUUUUCUUACACAUUACACUUACGUUUACACUUUCACUACUCAUGUGGCUCGAUGUGAUCUUCAGUGACAAUCUGGACCAUGCUACCCAAGUGCUAAAAUUCUUACUCACCGAAAUGAGUUUGGUGCUGAAAAUUUUCAACAUCUGGCACUACUCACUAAAGGCUGCAGGUUUGCUGCAUGAAUGGCAGAUGAGUGAACUUUUCGUGCUGCAGACGGUCGGCGAGCAGGAGAUGUGGCGAUGCGCACAACGUGCCUUUCAUAAAGUGGUUAUUUUCUAUGUCGGCUGCAGCUUUAACGCGGCCAUCUGUGCAUUUGUUGCGGUGCCGUUUAUGAAUACGCGCGAGCUGCCAUUUCCAUUUUGGUUGCCACGAAAAUGGCGUGAGGACUAUUACUGGGCAAUGUACUUUUAUGAGUUCAUCGCAAUGCCGUUCACUUGUUUAUGCAACAUUCAAAUCGAUUUAUUCCUAAGCUACUUUCUGUUACAUUUAACACUCUGCCUGCGUGUAAUUGGUAAGCGUUUGGAGCGUUUGGGCAAUGCAACAGAAGACGAUGCAGUUACCAAAGAAUUCGUGAAGAUUAUGAAAAUGCAUCAGCGUGUUAUUGAUAUGUCUAAGCGCUGCGUGCAAAUGGUAUCCCUGCCUGUACUAAUGCAGAUUAUGCUAAGUUCAUUCAUAAUUUGCUUCAUCAUAUAUCGCUUGCAAAGUGUUUCCUUCAGGGAAAAUCCCGCUGAAUACUUGGCCAUGUUACAAUAUGUUGUAGCCAUGUCCAUGGAAAUAUUCUUACCUUGCUAUUAUGCCAAUGAAUUAACUGUGCAAUCAGAAAAGUUGAGUUAUCACCUUUAUUGCUGCGAUUGGACUGGAAUGUCCGUCUAUAAUAGGCGCAUGAUUUUCCUCUACAUGGAAUAUUUAAACCAGCCUUUGGUCUUGCAUGCCGGCCAAUUUUUCAAAAUCGGAUUACCUAUUUUUUCUAAGACUAUGAAUAAUGCCUACAGUCUACUGGCUCUUUUACUUCGCGUAAGUGAUGAUAAUAAAAAUUAAGGAUAAGUUACACUAGUAGUUUUCAAAUUAAUACUUUCUGCAUAAAU
This is a messenger RNA of Rhagoletis zephyria (snowberry fruit fly), 1211 nucleotides long. RefSeq names its product odorant receptor 94a-like. The record is from RefSeq and is a predicted model, not a curated record. Gene Ontology annotation, molecular function: odorant binding; olfactory receptor activity. Gene Ontology annotation, biological process: detection of chemical stimulus involved in sensory perception of smell; sensory perception of smell. Gene Ontology annotation, cellular component: plasma membrane. Lineage: Eukaryota; Metazoa; Arthropoda; Insecta; Diptera; Tephritidae.